ACACACACGCGCGCGUGCUGCAACGCGGUUCGUGAUUGGUGACUUGUGAGUGAAUGCAGCUUGUGUGCGCACUUAUGCGUAAAUUGCGGACCAACAGCGGCGCCUCGCCACAACUUCUAAUACACUGUUAUCUCGGUGUUUUUUUUUUUCCGCCUCUGCGAGCUAUCGAGCGAAGCCCGGAGGUAUGGGACCAGAGGGGGGAGAUCGGGUUGCGUGGGGAGGGGGGGUCUCGCGAUGCCGUUUGAUAAUUAACUAAGGUAUACCUGAAUGGGCGACGCGGGUGACGGGGGAGGAGGCGAGAAAGCGGAUCAGGGAGAGGUGAGUGGAGGAAGAGAGAGAGAGCGGUGGAGGGAGGCGGGCCGGAGAGGAGAGAGAGGUCUUGCCUCUUGUCUUGCUGAGGUUCUUUAUUCAGUGGCAGCGGCAGAGACAGCCCCGUUACGGACCAGCGUUCGACCGGAGCAAGAGUCGUUCAGACACGGCAGCUUUCCUCAGGACAACGGCUCUUUGUUGCGUCCCUCCAGCCCGAAAGCAAAGAACCGGUGAAGCCAAACGAAGAAAACGGAUUCCGUGCUGGAUGACAAAUAAGUGUGAAGAUGCAUUAUGUGUGUGGUGAGCGCAGAAACUGCCAUUUAACGUCCCUCGCUGUGAGCUUGGCACGUAAAGGAGUAACUGCGAUGAAGACACUCACAAGAAGCUCUUCUCGGUAAGAAGUGGAAGAGUGAGAGGAGAAGUCAGACAGGAAAAAAAAGUGGAGGCCAAAGAACAAACACCAGCGCGUCCUCGAAUGAUGGGGAUAAAGCUUCUUCUUCUUCUUUUGAUUUACUUAGACCCACUGAAUGUCCUGUGCGCCGCCACCGCCAACAAAAAGAACAAAAUCCCGCCGCGGAGGAACCCAAAGGUGAAGGAGGUCAACGGCAGCACCACCGCGGUCCCCGUGGUCGCGGCCGUCCCGCGGAAGAUCACCCAGGUCCAAGCGCCCUCCGUGGGCGGUGUCCACCACGACACCUGCCUGGGCUACUACGACGUGAGCGGGCAGUACGACACGGAGUUCGCCUGCAACAACACCGACCACCGCUUCUGCUGCGGCAGCUGCUUCCUGCGCUUCUGCUGCGCGGACCGGGGGAAGCGGCUGGAGCAGAGGAGCUGCACCAACUACAACACGCCGGACUGGAUCAAAACCCAGCCGCCCUCCCCGGAGCCAACAGGUGAUACGUACAAGCCGGAGCUGGACCAGACCAACACCACCGUGUACAUCACCUGCGGGGUCAUAGCGCUCAUCAUUGCCAUUGGGAUUUCUGUUAAGGUGGCGUAUGAUAAAGCCACUAAGCCUCCUCAGGAAAUGAACGUGCACAGGGCCCUGGCAGAUAUUCUGAGGCAACAAGGACCGGUGCCGAUAUCUCAAUAUGAACAUGAGAACAUUGCAGCGAUUGAUGGGUCGCCCAAAGAGGAGACGCCAGUCAGGACGUCGAAGAAUCAUUACACACCUGUUCACACCAUGGCCUCCAACCAUGCAGGACAUUACGGCAAAGAGAACAUGCGCAGCGGAGGCCAGGACCUGCACAACUUCAUCUCCUCCGGGUUCGUGACUCUCGGCCGCGGCCACUUGAAAGCGCAGCACUCCAUAGACGAAUCGGGCCAGAUGUCCUGGCAGGGCGACCUGGACGUUCCCGUCUCCUACGGAAACCACCAUCACGACUACCAGCACAGCCACCUGGACCUGACGGCACUCACACCUAAGCUGGCCCACAGACAAAUGCGAUAUGAGAGGCCCCAGCGGAUGAACAACAUCCUGACCUCAGCCACGGAGCCCUACGACCUGUCCCUCUCCAGAUCCUUCCAGAACCUGAGCCACCUGCCUCCCUCCUACGAGCUGGCCCUCAAGCCUGACAUAAGUGAUAAAGACGUGGACGAGUACUACGCCAGGAAGCACCACCAUCACGACUUCGGUGGCCGGGGUCCCACCCACAUGGUGAAGCUGAACCCGGAGCCGCACCAGCAGCGGCAGCGCCCGCGGCGCGUCCAGAGGGCCAUGUCCCAGGACCACGUCCUGUCCCCCCCCAGGACGCCGCGGCGCGGAGACUACGGCCUGUCGUCCUACGGCGUCAUGGCGGCGGCCGCGUACGGCAGCAGCCGCCACCUGUCGGAGGAGCAGCUCCUGUCCGCGGACCGCCUCCACUCCCAGGACCCCCUGCUGUCCCCGGCCAUGAGGCGCGACAAGUUCCGGGAGAAGGCGAUGGCGCGGGCCAUGUCCCACGCCGACAUGCUGAUGCCCACCACGCCCGUCAUGGACCGGCACAAGAUGACCAAGAUGCACUCGCAGCCCAGUGCCUCCAACGACUACAACACGCUGGCGGUCGGCAACCAGCCGAGCGCCUCUAAGAGGCAGGCGUUCGCCAACCGACGGACGCACACCGUCGACCACCUACAGUACAUUCCCGGCCACCACCACGGGUACCACACUGCCAGCAAGAACGAGGUCACGGUUUAACCUCGGCGCGAAGGGAUCCAUCCGCCGGACGCGCUCCUCCCGCCCGCAUCAUUUGGUUUUCCUGUUAGAAUCUGCUGCAUUAAACACUCUUACAGCUUUUCCGCACAAGCUUCCAUGUCACCCACGAGUCGGCGAGGACGUUUCUCUUUUAGAGCAUCAUAAGGGCUUUGCGCAUUGACACAAAGAGGGAUCCUCCAUGUCAGACAUUCGACGGCCAGAGGAGAAUAUUUUUUAAACCAGACAUGGGACUAGAAGGGAGUUCUAUCAACUUUAUAAAUAUAUAAAUACACUAUAUUUACUAUUUGUAUUUUCAGUCCUUGUUAUAGCUUUAGAGGUUCUCAUUGACUGAUACGUAAGCACUUCAAGUGGUGCCUAUGACAUUGUCCCAUUUCAACAAUGAAGUGGAUUUGUGGGUUAAAAAGCACAAUUAAUGAAGUCCUGUUUUUAUUAAUUCUACUUUUCCUCUUUUGUAAGUGGCCAGAACAUAUCAGCUUAUUAGUGGAAACCAAGGCUCUUUCUGUUGCAUCCAGUAGAUGAGUGUAAAUAAGCUACACUAGCAGCAUUAAUACAAAAAAGCUGGCCCUUCUGCAUUACUCUUUUGGUUCUCUUCUCCCUUUCAUGGGUUCACAACUAAUAAUUACAAUUUUAGAUAAGGCAAAUAUCCCAAAUUAGUAUUAUUUCCACAGAUGUAUGUGGAGCUAAUAUGUAUAAGGGGGGUGUGUUUUCGUUACCUGUGCUUGUAGCAUAGAACGGUUGUGUGUAAAACGCUGUCAGCUGGCGUCUGCGAAUCCAUGCCGACAGGUGAGCGUGGCGCCUGGUGGUUGUCUGUACAAGCUUCACUUUCCACGCCCUUCGUUUGGUUUGUGAUCAGCCAGCUGUUGCCAUCUCCACAUAUCAGACAGGAUCGAAGCGUCUAUAGGUCCAGCUGUGGCGAAACAAUCAUUAGCGGAAGUGCUGGAGGCCAUGAUCACUAGUCAAUCGAGCAUUAAUUAACACUGUGAAGUGUUUGUUCGGAUGUUUUCAUUAAAGCAAUGCCUUACUGUGUGAGAUUCCAUAUGCUCUUAACCGAAUAAGGAACGUGUCUCGUCUUAGCUCUUUGUGUAACGAUUAUUAUUUACCAGCAGAACCAGCAGUAGAGACGUGUACAGUGACACUGAUGAGACUGUACAUAUACCUCAAAUGGACAAAGUCGAAUUGGAAACUCAAGCGUCAUUAGGUCAAUUGUUUUCUUACUGUGAAGUCGUUACCGCAGCACAGGAUGUUCUGUGGAAAUAAAAUGGUCGAGAAGGCUUCAGGCAUUUAAGAUGUUCAGGACACAGGCUCAGGCUCGUAUCCGUCUAAUACCCAAAAGAAUCUUCAAAACAGGCCUGUUCUGGUCUUGUCCUGGUCUUUAGAUCAUCUGGCCAAAGGGCCAGGAAACUUGCUGUUUCUGUCACCGCCUAUUGAAGCUACGCGUUGAUGUACAUAAAGGUGAGAAACGUAAAGUGUAACCGGGAGGACGACGUUGUAUCUGUUGUGGAAUCUGCUCAUGUAAGAUUGCAUGUUUUUCUUUCUUAUAAAAAACAGUUAUGACUAACAGGAUAAGGACGUGGAAAGUUGGCCCAAUGUAUUUAUUUAACUCCAUGUUUUACCUUUUGAUGCCUGGUCUGCAUUAAAUGAUGUCAUUUAGAGAUUGUCUUACUGCUCCAAAUUCCCAUCACUGUACAUAUUGUUUUCAUCUUGGAGGUCGCUUACAGGUAACGGAGUGCGCUGAUGAUGACGAACGUCUGCUCUUCUGUUCACUUAAUAAUGAUGUCACCCCAAGAGCCUUUUUUCUCUAUGUGCAAUAUUUCCUGUUCAUGCAGUACUAAAGCCACUUAGUCUUUUUAAAACUGUCGUGAGGUUCAUUGCUGACGCAAAGGCUUCGUUGUCCUUUUUUCUUCGAGACUGUUGUCUUUCAUAGUCAAGGAGGCGUUUUUAUAUAACACAGCCAAUGUUGUAUGAAUGAACAGUGUCUGUAUAAUUGCACAAAUACCUGGAGAGUAAUUUGAACAGCUUCAAAACAAUGAAAUAUGACUGUUCUUGUGCAUUCUUCUGUUUGUUUAUAAACUAUUAAAGCCCAUUAAGUGUGUUGUAGA
This is a messenger RNA of Betta splendens (Siamese fighting fish), 4605 nucleotides long. It is a transcript of the gene shisa6a, whose product is annotated as protein shisa-6. Bases 785 to 2488 code for a protein of 567 amino acids. Gene Ontology annotation, cellular component: dendritic spine membrane; postsynaptic membrane; AMPA glutamate receptor complex. The record is from RefSeq and is a predicted model, not a curated record. Gene Ontology annotation, biological process: regulation of AMPA receptor activity; regulation of short-term neuronal synaptic plasticity. The transcript has 9 exons. NCBI's taxonomy places the organism in Eukaryota, Metazoa, Chordata, Actinopteri, Anabantiformes, Osphronemidae.